AUGACGGUCUGGGAGUGUCCGCCGCCUCUCGAAGUUCCUGCGCUGCGUGGGAGGUUGUCCGUCUCUGUCUGGGGCCUGGGGGCGGGGCAGCGCCGGCGGGCUGGGGACUUCCUGCGCCGCGCGGCUGGCGCCUGGCGGUGGCGGCCUGACAGCCACGAGCGAAGGCUCCGCACCCUUGUCCGCUAUAUAUACGCGGCCCGACCGGCCACCGGCCACCGGCCACGCCCCCAAUCUAUCCCCACCAGAUCGACGCGACGCUCCUCUUCCUCCUCCCCCUGCUCGCUCGGCCUCCUUCCGUUUCUUGUUGGCCCGGUUAAUCAGCUAGGAGAGCGCGCGAGCGCGGCGACGAUGGGCGGCGCGGCGCGGGUGCUGUGCGGCGCGGAGGAGGAGCGGGUGGUGGGCACGCACAAGGCGCCGGGGGCGUGCCCGCGCUGCGGCGGGGCCGUGGUGGCCACCGACGUGGAGAGCGAGCGCCGGAUCCUCUGCCUGCCGCUCUGCCUCAAGAGCAAGCGCAAGUACUCCUGCUCCAGGUGCCUCCGCCGCCUCGUCACCCUCUACAGCGGCUAGAAGCUAGCAGCAACGGCUGAUGCUGAUUCACCUCGGCGUUCUGAUGGCUCCUGACUGCUCGGUCGUCCUGCUUAGGCAAGCAAGUUGGUAGAUUAGCUUCGUGCGUGUUCUUCGAUCGGUUUCUUGGCUCUGGUUCAGGCUAAACAAUCAUGGCCAGGCCAGGCCUUGAUCUUUAUGGCUAAUGCGUGUGUCCUCGUAGCUGAAAGGACUAGGCAAUCGGUGACCUUAGUAGGAGAGGAGAGUUGUAGUAGCUGGCUGCAAAUGGCAACGGCGGCCAGCAGAGGUGAGCGAGCAUGUGAUGUGGGAAGAGCACGUGAUGCAGCGUCGAUCACCAAACCUGAUGAAAUGUAAAUUAUCUACUCCAUCCAGUGUUUGUAACGUUCGUAAGUUUCUCAACGCAAGGUUGCAGAGUGACUUUCGGUGCU
Panicum virgatum (switchgrass) is the source of this 992-nucleotide messenger RNA. RefSeq lists its product as uncharacterized. Bases 1 to 567 code for a protein of 188 amino acids. The transcript is spliced from 2 exons. Lineage: Eukaryota; Viridiplantae; Streptophyta; Magnoliopsida; Poales; Poaceae. The record is from RefSeq and is a predicted model, not a curated record.